AUAUUGAUUACUCGUUACAAAGAUUAACAGUAAAAAAACGAUUCUUUGUUAAUAGUUAGUAUCGUUUCUUCGGUAAGCCUGCUCUAGUCUAGUUGUCUAUGCUUAGGCGGUGCUUUAUCUUACGCGUUGCCUAUAUUCUAUUUCCCUCCAUUUUAAUUAUUUGCUUGCACUAUUGUUUACUUCCCUAAAUUCAAUAUGCGAAAGUUAUCAAAAAAUCGAACAGAAGACGAUGUGGUAUCAUCAACUAACGGAUCGAUUGUAAACGAGGAACAGGCUCAUUCAACAGAUGAACCUACACAUAAUAAUUUUAAAGAAAAAGACCCGGCCUCAGAAGCCAAUGAAAGCGCAGAUCAAACAAGCGAAACGCACUCGGACGAUGCUCCUCAAAAGUCAAAGUCUCAAAAGGGUAAAUCCAAGAAAAGGAAAUCUAAAGUGGAAAAAGAAGAAGCUGCUGAGGAGGAAUAUGAGGUGGACAAAGUAGUUGACUCAAAAAAGAUAAAAGGUAAACUACAUUAUCUUAUACGCUGGAAAGGUUAUUCUGCAGACAGCGAUACUUGGGAGCCAGAAAAUACAUUGUCUUGUCCUGAUUUAAUCAGCAAAUACCAUGAAGAGAAGGAGAAUUCUAAAAACAAAGAAAGUAAGAUGUCGACAAAGAUGAAUCUUAAGCGAAAAGUUGUUAAAAAAGAAACCAAAUCAGCUAAGAGACCUAAAACCAGCUGGGACAGUGAAAAAGCUGAUGAAAAUGCAGAAUAUGAGGUUGACCGCAUUUUAGAAGUGCAUCAUAAGAAAAAUGGCAAAAGAGAAUUUCUUAUUCAUUGGAAAGGCUGGUCAAGCAAAUUUGACUCUUGGGAACCAGAGAGUCAUUUAAACUGUCCAGAUUUAAUAAAAAGGUUCAUGGAUAAGGUUGGUGCAGCAAGAGCAACAGAGUCACGGAAUUUAAGGGUUGCCCCAGAAACAACAAAUCGUUUUACCUUGCAAGCUCCAUCUUCAGGACGCAGACUCAGCAAAAGAUGUGGUCAACGUCAAAGAGUUCGCUAUGACAAUGCAGAAUGAAACUUAAAUGCUAAGAAGAAAAGAUAAUAGAGACAUUCAUAUGAAUUAUUAUUGUUUAAAAUUCUGUAUGAGCAGUAAAGUGUAAAAGAGCUAGUUAGAUAAUGUAUCAGUAAGGCUUGUAUGGUUUUGAAAAAUUAAAAAAAAAUCUAUACAUACAUAUAAUAAUAAUGUAAGGUACCUUUGCAUAAUUUUUGAUCCUAAUACCACAUUCUUUGACAAUAAUACCAUUGACAAGGUUGCCUAUUUCAGAUGUUUACCAAAAAGUUAGAAAAAAACCUUGUCAAUGAUCAGUGUCUAGUUCAUCUUAGAAAUUAUUGAAUUAAUGGCUUGCGUGUAUUAAAUCCAUUAUUUAUUCAAAUUAUAAAUUUUUGUAGCCAUAGGUUGUUUGUACAACACCAACCUGCAUUGCCUUAUAGCAAGGUUCAUAUUAUAUCUAAGGUUAAAUAUAUAAUUAUGUGGGUACUUCAUUAUUAUUAUUCUAUGCUAUAUUUGUCAAAGUGAAAUGGCAUGCAUGCGAGUUUCAAUUUUUAAUUUAAAAAAUAAUUCAAAUGGAUGAAUUAUCUUAUCCAUUGACUAUUGAAAACAUAGACUGUCAAAUACUAGACAAACAUUGUAUGAGAGACUUGCCUGUAUCUUUAGGGUUUGAAUUACAAAGUUGAGUGUUAUACCGAGUUAUUAUAAUAGAUGAAUUAUAAUAACUCGGUUUAUUGCAAUCAUUUAACCAUUGGUAUUGGUAGAUUUAAUUGAUUUUUAUCUCUCGUCCAACCCCCGUAGUAUGGCACACGACGCCUUUUUUAUCGCAGGAAUUACUAUCGCUGUCCUGUUUCUCGUCAUAAUAAGAAGCGAAACAGCGUGCUUUGGGUUAAGUCAAGACUGCUUACCACUAUAGAGGUAUGAUUUUUUUUUAUAAAUUGGUGCACAAACCCGAUUAUGGCUAAAGCUAGAUUUUAAACUAGCGAAUUUUGAUUAUAACAUUCAUUUGUUGUGCCACGACUAUAAUAUUCAUUUCGGUUUGCUAGUCCAAAAAUUUUAUUUACAAAUUUCAUAGAUUGCGUAACUGGAUAUUUUUUUAAUUUACCUAUAUCAACCAGUUUUAAAUAGUAUUAAGAAAAAAAACAUAGAAUAAUAGAAAGCCUUUCAAAUGCAAUUUAUAGAACAUAUAAAAUAUUUAUAUUCAGAUUUUGACGUUGAAUGUAGAUCUAAUGUGUUUUUAUCUUAAGUAUAUAUGUCACUGAAAAUAACAAUAACCGCUAGAUUAUAAACUUCCUAGAAAAUUCAUCUUUAUCAUCUUCGUAGAAUUCAAAAUGAGAACCUUCCGUUCACAUUUUCGUAAAUUUAACAAUUUGAAAAUUUCAUGGUAAAUUUGUAAACUUACGAAUAUCCGUUCGUUAGAGUCUAAAUGGUUCGACCAGUUAAAAACGUGCUUUUAAUUUUACUACUACUACUUACUCAUCUCAUUUUAAGUGGAAUAUAAUUUCUUUUUGAGAAUAAAGUUCUUUAAACCUUAACCAAGCAUGAAAAACCGCUCAAAAGCUGUUGACGGUUUACGGAGACUUUUUUAAAAUAGGGCAAAUAAUACACAGCUCUCUGAUUGGUCAAUGUUUCAUGUGUCGACAUUGGCAGUUUCUAUGUCGCUUAUGGUACACUAUGGUAGUAAACUUAAGUUACAAAAUAAAACUAUUUUCCGAUUCAAAACAGUAGCAACAUUUAAAAUUUUAUAAAAACACUAGAAACCGAUUGGUUUAUGUUCAAUAGCGAUGGUGGAGGAGAGAAAGGAGAUGGUAUUUAACCAAUCAGAGCGCAUGUCGUUUGGUUAUUGCUCAUUAUUUUAUUCGAGAGUUCAGAUCAGAAUCCUACAAAUAAACUUGCGGUUAUUGUUAUUUUCCGGUGACAAUAUACAUUAUUAUAAACUGGUACCUACUCACUCAUUAAGAAACGCAUAAAAAGGGGACCCUGAGUACACAAACAUUAUACGCAAUUCGAAAAAGAAAAUUUCCUUAUGAUCCCAUUGUUGACAUAUGACUCAACCUGCCACCGCUGGUACCAAACGAGGGAUCCUUUUUUUAUGAUAGGAUAAGUGAUGUGGCCAGAUAAAAAUGUUGUAUUGUAGAAUUGCACUAAAAGUUACAUUUUUUUUAUUCAAGUACAUUGUAUGUGAAAUGGUGUGAGAGUAGAUUUAAAUAAAUGUGUAUAAAAUA
Messenger RNA from Amyelois transitella, 3251 nucleotides. Its product is annotated as chromobox protein homolog 5. Bases 196 to 1053 code for a protein of 285 amino acids. NCBI's taxonomy places the organism in Eukaryota, Metazoa, Arthropoda, Insecta, Lepidoptera, Pyralidae. Gene Ontology annotation, cellular component: pericentric heterochromatin. The transcript is spliced from 6 exons. The record is from RefSeq and is a predicted model, not a curated record. Gene Ontology annotation, molecular function: chromatin binding. Gene Ontology annotation, biological process: chromatin organization; negative regulation of transcription by RNA polymerase II.